AUGCGAACAUUGGUUCUUCUUCUGGUUUUGGUUAAUUUUGCCGUGGCGCAAAAAAUUCCUGGUUGGUUUUUGGUUGUCAUGUGGCAUGAUUUUGGGAAUUUUUGAUAGUAAAAAUUAUUAGGAUUACUGUAGAUCAAUUUUCAAAAAAAAACGGAAUAUUUCAAAAUUGUGUAUAAAUAGAGGAUUACUGUAGCUUUAGAUCUAGGUGACAAAAAUUAAUUUUUUUUUGUUGCCAAAUAGCAUGUUUAGACUAAUUUUGAAGUCCUUCAUCUAUAAAAAAAUUGAAUAAUCAGUCGAAAAAUGUACGUAACCAAAUUUGUUUGCAGCAUUUUCGGUGACCGACGACGAACUCGUCAAAAUUGCUCAAAAACUUCGCGACGUCGACGAAAAUGGUGCGAAACGUGGACAAAUUCAAAUCAAUUAUCAACAACAUACAACAACUCGAGACGAUUCGGAUGCGGCUAAAGAUAAGUACGUCACACUGUGUUUUUUUGGGGGAAAAACAAAUCAUGAAUUUCAAGCUUCACCCAAAAUAUUAACAUUUGGCUAAAAAAAUUUUCAGAAAAACAUACGUUUCAAAAUUUUUAUAUAAUUUUUUCUUUUGAAAAAAAUUAAUGAUCGGAUUUUCUACCUAACAAAAUCGAUUGAAAUCAUCUAAAAGUUGAAAUUUCAAGAUCCGCCUAUUUUUUACGCUAAAUUCUGUGAACUUUUGAGCAGAUUUUUUCUAAUACUUCUGAUUUUCUACGAUCUUCAGAUUUUUCACCAAAGUCGACUCUUCAUUGCUUCGAAAACCUUCUUAUGAGCUCUAUUUGAAUAUGAUGGAUAAUUUCAACAAACAGACUGGAGUUACAGAGCCAAAAGUUAGUGAAAAAGAGGAAAAAGAUGAGGUUGGCAAGUUUUUGACACAUGUUUUGGCCACAAAACCAAUGCAGGAACUUUAUAGUUGGUUUAAACAGAAAAGUGAGUUUUUUUUUAGAAACUUAAGAGCCUAAUCUAAUCUAAUGUAAGCCUAAACCGAAACUUAAUCUAGGAACAACGUCACUCCGCUCCCAAAUUCCACGUCCUAAAUUAAUUGAUUUUUUGCAGAACAUCCAAUUGCCACAAAUCCAACAGUAUUCCGAUAUUGGAUUGGUCAAUUAUGGUUUUCACAUUAUUCACGAGCGUUAGGCCGACCUGACACUUCAGGAUUUGAACACGUUUUUAUUGGAGAAAUCAAAAAUAACGAAGUAUCGGGAAUGCAUAAUUGGUUGAGAUUUUAUACGUUGGAAAAGAAUUCGACACAAAAUUUCGAUUAUAAAGGUUAUAUUGUUAAAAGAUUUGUGAGUUUUUGGGAGCGGAAAUAGCUAGGAUCAAGCAUGAGCCUAACUCUUUUAAAUAAAAUUUUCCAGAAUGUCAUGGCAGCUCUAAAAUUCAAAUGGGAUCGAGAUCUCAAAAGAUCAGGCUCAAUUCUCAUCGGAACCUCUCCUGAAUUCGACAUGGCCCUUUAUACUUUAUGUUUUUUGUCGCGUCGCGGUCGCGACACGUGCAACGUGGAAUUGAAUGGAUGUCCAUUACAAAUCACAAGUUAUGAAAUAUAUCAACAAAAUAAAGUGUAUAUUGGAAGCAUUUUUCCAUCGGCUGGAAGAAUUACUGAACAAUGUCGACGACAAAAUAGUUAG
This is a messenger RNA of Caenorhabditis angaria, 1658 nucleotides long. The record is from the annotation of a GenBank genome assembly. NCBI's taxonomy places the organism in Eukaryota, Metazoa, Nematoda, Chromadorea, Rhabditida, Rhabditidae.